This is a messenger RNA of Linum trigynum, 2619 nucleotides long. The record is from the annotation of a GenBank genome assembly. Lineage: Eukaryota; Viridiplantae; Streptophyta; Magnoliopsida; Malpighiales; Linaceae.
CAGUUGAUUGGGUCAAUGGGCCUAACUAUCCACUAUGGUUUCCACAGGAAUAAAAGAGAAAGAAGUGGAUUCUGACUCAGAUCACCACUACCUUAUCGACUUAUGACGUCAUACCGGCGACUGAGUGGCGCACAUACCAACUCCCGCGCCGCCGACCGGCGAUUGGUGUCCGUCAGUGUAGUGCAGUCGUUCGUCUGUCCAACAAAAGUGAGUAAAAAGGGAAAUUAGGAAAUAAAUAAAAGCCACUCAGUCUCGAUUGGGCAGAGAGAAGCCUCCUCCACCCGCUACAUACUGCCAAAAAUCCGCCAUCACAGCGAAGCUAAAUCUCAAUCUCAAUCUUCCCCCCCUUCUCCUUCUCCUCCGUCUCCGUUCACCCACUCUCUAUCUUACGGCGGGUAAGAAUCUUACCCACAUCUCUCCGCCGCCGCGCUUUGCUCCACCGUAAGCGCUCCCACUCCCUGUAUUCCGCUCGGCAUUCCGCCAUUAAAGACACAGAUCCCCUAUUCCCGCGCUUUCCUUUUUCUGUAUUACACCCUUUUCAUCUUCUGCGUUAUUGCUGUUUAUUCUUGCUUUCCUGUUGUUAUUGAUGUGUUGAAUGUUGAUUGAUUCAAUUUCAUAAGUUGGGUUUCGAUGAAAUUGUGAUUGAAUGAGUAUUUUGAGUGAUUCGAAUUGGUUUUUGACCAGCCACAAUGAGAGGGGGAGGUUUGUGGCAGUUGGGUCAAUCAAUCGCCCGCCGCCAACUCGCACGCCCUGAUCACAAGAAGUCACCGUCGGCAGCCGCCGCCGCCGCCCGCCGCUACUUCGCAUCGGAGGGCGACCUCAAGAAGACGGUCCUGUACGACUUCCACGUCGCCAAUGGCGGCAAGAUGGUACCUUUCGCCGGCUGGAGCAUGCCAAUCCAGUACAAGGACUCAAUCAUGGACUCCACCGUCAACUGCAGGGAGAACGGCAGCCUCUUCGACGUGUCCCACAUGUGUGGGCUCAGCCUCAAGGGGAAAGACGCCAUUGCUUUCCUCGAGAAGCUUGUGAUUGCUGAUGUGGCUAGCCUUGCCCCCGGGACGGGCAGCCUCACCGUGUUCACAAAUGAAAAGGGUGGAGCCAUUGAUGAUUCGGUUAUCACCAAGGUCACUGACGAUCACAUUUACUUGGUGGUCAAUGCUGGCUGUAGGGAUAAGGAUUUGGCUCACAUUGAGGAGCAUAUGAAGGCUUUCAAGGCUAAAGGUGGAGAUGUCGCUUGGCAUAUCCAUGAUGAGAGAUCCCUGCUUGCUCUCCAGGGCCCUCUUGCUGCUCCAACUCUUCAGCACUUGACAAAGGACGAUUUGAGCAAGUUUUACUUUGGCGAGUUCCGCAUUCUGGAAAUCAAUGGAGCUACCUGCUUCCUCACUCGAACAGGGUACACAGGCGAAGAUGGGUUCGAGAUCUCGGUCCCUUCAGAAAACGCACUAGACCUGGCCAAAGCCCUCCUGGAAAAAUCCGAGGGCAAGAUAAGACUAACAGGUCUCGGCGCUCGCGACAGCCUGCGCCUCGAAGCUGGCCUCUGCCUCUACGGCAACGACAUGGAGCAGCACAUAACGCCCGUCGAAGCAGGCCUGACUUGGGCCAUAGGGAAGCGCAGGAGGGCCGAGGGCGGCUUCCUGGGCGCCGAGGUGAUCCUGAAGCAGCUCGCCGACGGGCCCACGAUCAGGCGAGUCGGGUUCACUUCCUCAGGCCCUCCGCCGCGAUCUCACAGCGAGAUUCAGGACGCGAGCGGUGCCAACAUUGGAGAAGUGACCAGCGGAGGGUUCAGCCCUUGCCUGAAGAAGAACAUAUCCAUGGGGUACGUGAAAUCUGGGCUGCACAAGGCCGGCACCAAUGUGAAGUUGGUGGUAAGAGGGAAGGCUUAUGAUGGUGUUGUCACGAAGAUGCCGUUCGUGCCCACCAAGUACUACAAGCCGUCAUAAGUCAUAGCUUCUUCGUUUUAACUCGUUUCUUUUCUCGUCACGUUUGUUUUUAAUUUGCUACUCUUUCUGCUUUUUUUUCUUCUUACCAUUGUGAAUUACUGCAUUUGUUGCUGCACUUUUACUUUGUAACCAUCGGAAUUCUUGAUGGAACUCUUCUGCAUAAAAGUGAGAUGCUUCGACUGAGCAGAAAAAAGCGCGGGAAGCUUUCUUAUUACUGGUUCUGUUGUUAAGAAUCAACUGUACUUGGAAGUGUUAGCUUCUUGAUGAUUUGUUGGAAUGAAAAGUCAAUCUCUGACUACUUUUAACCUGCAAAAUGAGAACAAUCAACUCGGAGUAUUGUUUAGCCAAAGCCCAAUACUCCGAGUGUUGCACUUCGGCCUUGUUAUUGCCAAUGCACCUGGUCGAGAGAAGAAAGUAUGGUGGGCCUUAGGAAUGCUGGCUCAAUGGGCUUUUAUUGUUACUACAUGAAAUAUAUUCUGAUUUUGCUUAGAAACCAUGAAAUCAUUCUUAAUUUUUGUUCUUUUCAUGGUUAAACAGUUUUCAGAUUCUAGGAAGAAAACCAAAGAGUGAAAACUGUAUCAGUAUUCGAUCAGAAAAACCUUCUAUCGGUAGACGAUAUGAAAUGGUUGAACCAUGAUUUUAGCGUAAUAUAUCUUUGUAAAAAACUAAUUUUACAAUU